Molecule: messenger RNA, 1064 nt
Organism: Antechinus flavipes (yellow-footed antechinus)
Lineage: Eukaryota; Metazoa; Chordata; Mammalia; Dasyuromorphia; Dasyuridae
Gene: MGP
Product: matrix Gla protein
Exons: 4
Coding region: 109-417 (102 amino acids)
Cellular component (GO): extracellular region
Molecular function (GO): calcium ion binding
Source: RefSeq, a predicted model, not a curated record
AGCACUGCUUCAACUUCCCAGCCUCUUAUAAGCAGCUUAUAGAAAGCUUCAUUCUAUCCACUGCUGCAAAGGAGCCCAAGAACUACCCAGAGGAACAAGGACAAGAUCAUGAAGACAUUGCUUGUUGUCACACUUCUGGCUGCUUUAGCAGUGGUAGUCCUGUGCUAUGAGUCCCAUGAGAGCAUGGAAUCUUAUGAAAUGAAUCCUUUCAUUAACAGGAGAAAGGCCAACAAUUUUAUGUCACCUCAGCAAAGAUGGAGGGCUAAAUUUCAAGAAAGGACCAGAGAACGCACCAAGCCUGCCCAUGAAAUCCAACGAGAAGCAUGUGAUGAUUAUACUUUAUGUUCACGCUAUGCCUAUAUUCAUGGAUACAGUGCUGCCUAUAACCGUUAUUUCAGGCAGCAAAGAAAUAACUGAAUCUGGGAUUUUGGAGUCUUUCUUUCCAGAGCCUGGAGCCUGGAUUUAUAUGCAAAUAUGAUAGUAUUAUUAAAACAUAUGGAUCACUUGUUAUCUGCAUGUUCCUUCAUUUCCUACUUUUGUCUUCCUCAUCAAAAGAUUAUUAGAUUCUCCUUUACAUCUUUGGAUAACAGUGUAGUGGAGAUAGAGGGGAACUGGGAUUUAUGCUUAUUGCAAAAUAAACUUUUGGUUUGAUACCUUUAUUCUGUAUGUUUAAUUUUUAUAAAAACUAGUUAAUUGAUCAAUAUGCUAUACACUUAAUUCACUGAAAAAUCUGUUUGAAUGUGCAUUCAACACUCAUAUAGCAUCAAUUAGUGAAUUCCUUAAAUCCUGUUAGUGAUGGAAUUCUUUCUAUGAACAGGAUGCUGGGGGAAAGAAGAGGAGAAGAGUCUAAUAUGCCAUUUAGGUAUCCAUGAUACUCUUUCAUCCCUCUCUAUCAAGGGUUGGUGCUUGAAUUAUAUCCACUAACAUAUUACUGAGUAUUUUAUUUAGGCAACUUUUAAAAGUCAUUAUUGUAUUUUUUGAGGGGAGGGCAUUAUUGGAAGUGGCAAUAAUGUAAAAGAAGAAAAAAGCAUUAAUAAAAGAUUUAAGAAUUUUUUUAAAUGUCA